AUGAACGAGGCUGACAGGAGCAUCCAUCACAAGAGGACUGCAGCCAUAUUCACAAGGGAAGCCCCAGCAGGAUCUGUCAUCCAGCCUGCAGACUGCCCUCCUCUGGUGGUUUGGUGUGACAUGGGUACUGAAGGCAAGGGUUGGAUCAUCAUCCAGAGAAAUUCUCACAACUCUGAGAUCUCUUGUAGGUGGUCUAGGACUCCCAAGUAUGGCUUUGGGAACGUGGAGAAGGAUUACUGGAUGGGCACCAAAUACCUGCACCUGCUGACAAGGCAAAGCACCUACAAGGUCCAUUUCAUUGUAGAGAAUAAAGCCAACAAAACCCACUAUGCAGAGUUUGACAUCUUCAGCGUGGAAGACAAACCCAGUGGGCAUCCACUGUGGCUGGGCAGGUUCACUGGAGAGGGCGAAGACUAUCUCACUAACUACCACUCUGGCUAUGGGGGCAUGCACCACAACACAAAGUUUAGCACAACAGACAAGGAUCAGGGCCAGGCUAGUGGGAAUAGUGAAAGUAGCUAUGGAGGUUGGUGGUACAAGUGUCAAAAUACCCUAUAUCUAUUGGGUAGGCUUCUGUGGCAGUGGGGAGUCAUAUCUUCCCUUAUUCUGAUCAAGCCCAUGGAUGUGUGCUGACCUUGCUGAAGCAGCCCAGCUUCCCCAAGAGCCUGCACUUUCAAGCUGGGGAGAAGAUAUUAGAUAUGGAGCUUGGCCCCCCAGAGAGUUAACAUAAUCCCACUGUUGUGUCUGUUUUGAUCACUCCAUUCAUAGCCUAUCUUGGUUUCCACAAGGUACGAAUGCUCGUCAUACCUAUGUGCUCUCAUAGCAUUGUCAAUGUGACUGGUAUGUGCCUUCAAACCAUCCUUCAAGUGCCCCACAUCAGCAAUGAUACCCCUCAUCAAACCUGACAACCAAAUUAAUUUUGCUCUUCGCAACCCCGCUGCUUUCCUUCUGCUGUAUAGAAAAUGCUGUUCAGCAUUCACACGGGCAAUGGUUAAAAAAUUGGGACUUCAUAGUUCAGUCCCUAUGGAUAUUAAGGGGUGGUUGAGUUAGAAUUUAGAAUAUUUUUUAAACAUCUCAUGUAUGUAUUGCAAAACAUUACAUUGAUAGCUAAUUGUUGAUAUAAGCUUGUCAUUAAGUCCCAAAGGUGCAAAAUUACUGCAGUCUAAUCACCAGAGCCAUUGACUCUGGCACCAAGCACACAUCUUUG
Messenger RNA from Alligator mississippiensis (American alligator), 1207 nucleotides. Its product is annotated as fibrinogen-like protein 1-like protein. NCBI's taxonomy places the organism in Eukaryota, Metazoa, Chordata, Crocodylia, Alligatoridae. The record is from RefSeq and is a predicted model, not a curated record.